AAAUUAAAAGAAAUAAUUUUCCGUUUGAUUUUCUAUGCCAGAUCAAUGAUUUUAAAUUCUAAUUGCAAAUGUAGAAUACUGCUUGAGAAAAUAAAAAAUAACUGCGGCUGCAUCGUAGAUGAUAUUAUAGACAUUGCGGACAUGCAAGCCGUAGUUCAAAAAUUAUGCGAUAAACCAGAUGAAUGUUAUGCAUCAGAAAUAAUCCAACCAAGAUCAAGUUAUAUUCUUAUCAAAGUCAUAAAGCGAUGUGACGAAAACGGCCAAUUUUAUAAAGAAUAUUUUCCUUUGUUAUUUGGCUUAGAAUCGAAAAAUCCGGAAUUUCUUCCUGUUAUUUCAUUUUUGUGGUGUAUGGGUGCAACGGCGUGUAGAUUCUAUGGUUCGUUUAUCAAGUCGAAAGGUUAAUCCUGACUCUUUUGUUAAAGAUAAUAAAGAUGCAAGAUUUGCUACAAGUAAAAUUAAAGGUGCUGGGCGUACGACUACCUCUAAAUCUAACAAAGAUUCAAAUUCGAAUUUAACUGGACAACUGAUACGCAAAACGCGUCAAUAAAAAAUGUACAAAUUUUACGUGUUCUUAUUUAUUUGCUUGUUGUUAUUAUUAUUUUUAUAUAUAACAUGCAUCUAUAUGUGGUAUAUGAUCUGUAUCUAUAAGUUUAUUAU
Molecule: messenger RNA, 657 nt
Organism: Hydra vulgaris (swiftwater hydra)
Lineage: Eukaryota; Metazoa; Cnidaria; Hydrozoa; Anthoathecata; Hydridae
Source: RefSeq, a predicted model, not a curated record